Ananas comosus (pineapple) is the source of this 2879-nucleotide messenger RNA. RefSeq names its product autophagy-related protein 11-like. Gene Ontology annotation, molecular function: molecular adaptor activity; protein kinase binding. The record is from RefSeq and is a predicted model, not a curated record. Gene Ontology annotation, cellular component: phagophore assembly site membrane; extrinsic component of membrane; Atg1/ULK1 kinase complex. The transcript has 6 exons. Gene Ontology annotation, biological process: piecemeal microautophagy of the nucleus; autophagy of mitochondrion; positive regulation of protein phosphorylation. Lineage: Eukaryota; Viridiplantae; Streptophyta; Magnoliopsida; Poales; Bromeliaceae. The coding region runs from base 409 to 2793 and encodes 794 amino acids.
CCGACCUUCUCUCCGCGCUUUGCUCUCCUACGAGCGGCGGUUCCGCCGCCACUUCGACGCCGCCGGCGCCGUCUUCUCCGCCUCCGCCGCCAAGCUCGAGCUGUCCGCGCGCCUCCUGCGCGAGCGGCGCGUGCAGGGGCGGCGGCUCGCCGCCGCCGGCCGCAGCCUGGGCCACACGUUCGAGAGGCUGCGCCGGCGGCACGCCGACUUCGCCGCCCGCUCGCAGGCAGCGCCGGCGCCACGCCGCGCUGCUGGCGCGCUUCGAGGACGACCUCGCCGGCUGCGGCCGGCGGAGCUCCACCCGCGCUCCGCUCCGCGGGCCGCAGGUGUUUGAUCGAUUUGCUCAGAGAGCCCGACGCGCGAGCGCGCGCCGACGCCUGCCGCGACUCGCACCGCAGGUUCGCGGACAUGGUUUCGCGGCUGGGAUCGGAAUUCGCCGAGCUGAAGAGGAGAGUGGAGGGUUUGCUCGUUUUGAUGGACUCGGCCAGCGGCGGCAGCGGCAAGAAUCUCGAGCUUUUGGUGAAGGACCACCAUAAAGUUCUUCGCAACCAGCGAACCAUAAUGCAGGCCUUAAGUAAAGAUGUCAACAUUUCGAAGAAGCUCGUCGAUGAUUUUUUGAGCUCCCAGGCUUCUAUCUCUUUUAGCGCUCAUGACGCAGUUUCGGUUGUCGGUCGUAUGCACGAUGUUCACGAGAAGGAUCAUCUGCCCAAUAUGAGGGAUUUAGAUCGCAAACUAUCGAAGUUGCUUGACACAUGCAAGGGUAAGAAAAAUGACAUGAACCUGUUGAUGCACACCACCAUGAAGAAGGUAAAAUCCGCCCAAUUUGGUAUCAAGGGAAUGAUGAGCGAGCUGCAUGCGUUCCAGGAGUUGAUGGAAAAUCAAGACACGGAAUUUCAUACUCUGGAAAAAAUUAACGGAAUGGGCCAUGCGUACAGGGCUUGUCUUGCCGAAGUAGUAAGGCGGAAGUCGUUCUUAAAAUUGUACAUGGGCCUCGCUGGACAAAUGGUUGAAAGGAUUGCCGGGGAGAGAGAAAAUGAGAUUAGAAAACGCGAGCGAUUCCUCAAGAGAUGGUGCAAGUUCAUUCCGCGUGAAAUCUUUCAAUCCAUGGGAUUGUUGGAUUCUCCAAGUCAAUGUGCUGUUAGUUUAAAUCCUUUUGAUGAGUGUCUGCUGCCAAUUGAUAUAGCCGAUGUGGACCGAUUCGCGCCGCAAUCUCUAGUAGGCCCGUCUUCUAAAUCUACUGAUAGUACCUUUGAUUUGAUAAAAUCUGAAGAAAGCUCCUUGCCUGCUGGCGAGAAGGCUGGAUUUCGGGAUAUUCUUGAGGGUUGCGAUGCGCUCGACAUUACGGGAACCAGCAGGAUGGAAGUUGAGAAUGUGAGAUUAAGAGCUGAACUUGCUUCCGCGAUUGCCAUAAUCUGCGGUUUUCGUGCUGAGAUUGGAUCAGAAUCAGUGGAUGCAGACCAAAUUGGUAGUAAGCCAUUGGAAGGUAUUAAGGAAGCGACGGAUGAAGCUCUUCGGCUGAAAGAUGAAUACGCAGAUCAUCUUCAGUCAUUGCUGGUUAAGCAGCAGGAGCAGUGCUUGUCCUAUGAAAAGCGUAUUCACGAGCUCGAACAAAGAUUGUAUUCGCAAGUGCGAAAGCCCUCGACCAAUAACAGUGCAUCUGAUUCCACCUUUUCAGCGUAUAAGGCUAAUGAUUGUAGUUUAGAUGGAGACAUGGUUUAUUCUACACCUGAUUCAAUGAAUCCAAAAUAUGAUACCGAGCAAAACAAGCGUGGAGAAGGUGGAGACGAAAACAUGGCUAAUUUAUCGAGCGUAUUAAGUAUGCAGUCAUCGGAUUUAUCAAUACUGGAACAUCCAGAAUAUGAAAACCAAGGUGGUGGAAUUAGCAAAGAAGCGACAAAGAAUGAUUCGUCUGAUGUCCCAACAGAUCCUUUUGAUUUUGUAACUUUCGGAGUUAAUGACCAAGUGGCGUUGGACUCAAAACCUACGGAUUCUCUUGCAUCGGACCUGCAAAUUGCCCUGGAAGAGAAGUCAAACUGGCUGGAGGAAACUGAAAAUAAGCUUAGAGCCAGUACGGAGGAGGUUAUCUAUCUGAGGAGAGAGUUGGAAAAUAGUCGAAAUCUUCUUGAUGAAUCUCAGACGAACUGUGCGAACAUGGAGAACUGCUUACAUGAGGCGAGAGAGGAAGCCCGUACUAUUAAAUGUGCAGCCGAGAGGAGGGCUGCAGAAUAUGAGGAUUUGCGUUUGUCCGCUCUGAAAGUGUGUACUGUAUUUGAAAGGCUUUGUGGCUGUGUCAAUGAUCCUGGUGUAACUGAGUUUGCGGACUCUCUCCAAUCUUUAGCUCUUUCUUCAUCCAGUUCUAUUACAAAGGAAGAAGGUGAUGGCGAUGCUGAGUUACACCAAUGUAUCAAGGUCCUUGAGGAGAAAGUGGGUUCUCUUUCUCAGAAGAACACCGAGCUAUUAGACCGUUCUUCUAGGAUGGAAGCCGCACAUGGAUGUCAAGUAAGAGAUUUGCAGGAGAAGGAAGAGUUGAUUCGAUUCUUAAACAGUGAAUAUCAGAAGGAGAAAAAGGCAAGGAAAGAGAUGAUAUCAUUUGGCCAUUUUGCGGCCCACGACCUUGCGGCCUUUGUAUGGAAUUCCACUGGUACUUGUGAAGCAAUCAACCGAGACUGCUCAAAAUACUCUCUGUCGGAGGAAUCCAUCGCCCUACUCGCAGGAAAACAAUCGAGCCGUCCACUUUACAUUAUCGGGAAAGUUGUGCACAUUGAACGGCGGAUAGCGGGGCCAUUGAUGUGACUCGAAAUCUACCAUCGAUUCAGGUUCGGGUUUACGACUCGCCGACAGCUUCGUGGUGUGACCAAUUUGGAGAGGAAAAUUAUGGA